Angiostrongylus costaricensis is the source of this 321-nucleotide messenger RNA. Lineage: Eukaryota; Metazoa; Nematoda; Chromadorea; Rhabditida; Metastrongylidae. The record is from the annotation of a GenBank genome assembly.
AUGUGGGAUCAGUUCAGCAACGGCAUAGAAACCAUCGUAAGGCAAGUUUGCUUGCGGGAAUUGGCACAGAAAAAAGAAAUAUCAGUAGGUUACUAUGGAGACAAAUUACUCAGUGCUACAGAGAAGCGACGUCAUCUGAAGACCAAUGAAUUCGUCUCUGAGAACGACACAUCCACCUAUGAAGAACCACCAAUGGAGAGGCAUCCUCGCGCAUUUGGUCGCAACGACUAUCUUCUUCCAGAAAACUUCGAAACACUUCGACGAUCUGAUAUUCCUGUCACAUAUCGCCUUCAUGAUGAUCUGCUUAGGUAUUACAGGUGA